Molecule: messenger RNA, 1765 nt
Organism: Erigeron canadensis
Lineage: Eukaryota; Viridiplantae; Streptophyta; Magnoliopsida; Asterales; Asteraceae
Product: protein TPX2-like
Exons: 15
Coding region: 113-1492 (459 amino acids)
Biological process (GO): activation of protein kinase activity; regulation of mitotic spindle organization; mitotic spindle assembly
Cellular component (GO): mitotic spindle; nuclear microtubule
Molecular function (GO): protein kinase activator activity; microtubule binding
Source: RefSeq, a predicted model, not a curated record
AUCAUAAAUAGGAGACUAUAUAUAUAUCAUACAUCUUGCUUUUAAUAUAUGGCUUAAAUUUGCAACAUUCCACCUUCUUUCAUUGUUUUCCUUUGAUCAAUAAACGUCUUUCAUGAAGAACUACAACGUGUUAGAGGAAACAAUGGACGACGAAAUGGAUUUAUUUGUAGACGAGAUUGGUUCGUUUUUGUCCGAUGAUGAUAAUGUUUUUGUAGAUGAGAAUUAUGAGUUUGAUGCAUGCCAGUUUUAUGAUUUUAAUAAAGAUGAGACACAAUCUGAAGCUGAUGAAGCUGAUACAUGGUUUUGUUAUGCUCAUGAAUAUCCACCUUCUCCCUUUGUAGUGAAGUUAAAAAUGAUGAAAGCGGCAAAAGCCAUGUCGAUGAAAGGUUAUAAAACUAGCUCCACAAAGAAAGAAACUCAUAAAAAGACUAGUACAUCCAGCACUUCAUCCAGCAUCUCAGACGGCGACAUUGAUCAUAAAGCCGCCCCAAGGGAUUUGAAAUGUAAAGGUGUGAAGCAUUAUAAUCAUAUUCCUCAAGACAUCACGAAAGCCAAGUCAAAGUCCACAGUCAACGUAUCCAAACCAAAUGGUUCAUCGUUCAUGAAACCUACUGCCAGUCAUUUAGCUAAGCAAAGUAAAGAGUGCGACAUACAUUCUGGCAGUAGUGGAAGGUUGCAGAAGCCAUUAAUUAGCGCAAGUGAAAAGUUACAAUCUCCUAUCAGAAGUCAAAACCACGCCACCAAAAGGCAGAAGCUUGAAAUUGGUUAUCUACGUAAGGCUGCACAAUUGAAGCACCAGGCUUCGUUUUUGCACAAGGCCACCAAGAAGGCUGAACUGUUGGAAGGCAAAUUAAAACCUAGAGUUAAGACUAUUACUCCACAAAAACCUGCGUUGGUAACAGAAGAGAGAGCUCAAAGGCGUAGGUCCCAGAAUAAAUCUGAAUCAGUUCAACAACCAAAAGCAUUUAAAGCACGGCCAUUGAACAGAAAAAUUCUCGACACUCCUACAUUGCCUCAACGCAAGAAAAGCAUGACUCCUACUACUGAAUUUCAAGAGUUUCACUUGAAGACAAAUGAGCGGGCGAUGCAAGUUCAGCCUACUAAUGUACUUCGUAAGCAUAGUACUGGUCCUGCAAAGAGUGAAGACACUCUUAUGAAGAGCCAAAACUCUGGAAAUGCCGGAAAGAAGGAUAAAUGCAGAUCACCAAAUAAUUUUAAGGCUUGCUCUAAUGACAAGGUAUAUCCAAUCAAAGAUGGUGGAUAUACUUUGAAUACAAAGCACAAUUCUUAUUCGCCGCCAGUAGAAUUAUUUAAGAAGCUCUCUUUGAAACCUGAAUCUGAGACGAAAACUAUAACAUCACUAAAACCACCUCGUGUAAGUAAGGGGCUGAAGGAGAACAUGGCAAGAUCUUUUCAGCAGGACUUUAGGAGAUGUGUAGGGAAGCCGAAUCAUUGUGGAACUGAUAGGAGGACCACUGAAGUUAAAAUAUAGCCUAACAUAACAGGAUAUGUGUGCAUGGAAGGUUGUCUAGAAAUGUAUUGGGGGUUGAAGAUAGUCAUGCAAUGUGCAAAUAUCAUCUUGAGCUUCCACUUCCAUAUAUAGAGAUAUAAUCACUAACAAGACACAGCGGAAGCUUUAACAAUAGCUCAUUGUCAUUAAAGAGAAACUGAUUACGAAAACCUAUACAGGGCAAGUCAUCUCAUCUGGCCAACCAUGGUGUAACUGUAAAUCAUCAAUAUAUGUAAUAAAAAUAUUAUUUACUUA